CCCAUAUAUAUAUAUGCAUCGGCAUCGCCCUUAACGCCCAUUGAUCCAUACAUACACUUUUUUCUUCCAAAAGAACUAAAAAAAAAAUUGUCACAAUGGUGCAAACUUCUCCAUUUGAUUCGGUUCCCACCGCUGGGACGUCCCCUUUCCUUUCCAAUCCCAACUCUGCCGCCAGCUGGCCAACCUCUGGCGUCAAAGAGACCGUAUUUGGAGUCCCGAAUAACUCGGGGAUUGACUUCAACUCAAAGCCACUGCCUUUCCACUCGAAUUCAUCAUCUGCUGGCACGCCCUUCUUAUUUGGUCAGCCUACGCUGCCGAAUUUCGCACCUGGGAGUGGCAGUAGUGGUUUUAGCUCUGGCAACAGUAAUUUGUUUGAAGGAUAUCCAAUUGCUGGUGCGUUUGGGGUGUCCCCAAACUCGGGUUACGGCACAAACACUUCAGGAUUUGGUUUGCCUAAGAAUACGAGUCAGAUAUUUGUUGGUUCGCCAUUUACGUUUCAUUUUACUCAGGCGCCCGGCAUUCAGGGUUCUACCGGGUCCCAGUUGACAACGGCCUCUAAAGGUAGCAAAGUGUCGUCUUAUGUACCGACACAGGAUGGCGGUGAGAAGAUUCUGUCAAUAUCAGGAAUGGAGAUUUACAAGGGUAAGAGUCAUGAGAAGCUGAGGUUAGAGGACUAUGAAUUACAUAGUAAAGGUGGACAAUCGGCUGGUUUCAAACCCUCUGAUUCUCAGUCGAACAUCUUUCAAUUUCCUUCGUCAGUUAACAAAUCAGAUGACACAAUCUGCAAACCUUCUCCAUUUGAGCCGUUUAAACCCAACCCCUUUGCCCCUAAACAGCAAGAUAUAGUUACGCCAAAAGCUUUUCCAUUUGAGGCAUUCAAACCAAAUCUGUUUGCAUCAGAUGAUAAGAUCAUCAAACCUUCUCCGUUUGAGAAGUUCAAAUCAAACCCUUUUGCUCCCAAACAGCAAGUUUUAGUUAAUAGUGAUACAACCUGCAAAACUUUUCCAGUUGGGCCAUUUAAACCAAAUCCUUUUGCCAUUAGAUCUCAAAAUUCGGUUUCACUUAAUGACAAAAUCACCAAACCUUCUCCGUUUGCUCCCAAACAGCAAGGUUUAGUCACUAGUGAUACAACCUGCAAAGCUUUUCCAAUUGGGCCAUUUAAACCAAAUCCUUUUGCCGUUAGAUCUCAAAAUUCAGUUUCAGUUAAUGACAAGAUUGCCGAACCUUCUCCGUUUGCUCCCAAACAGCAAGAUUUAGUUACGAGUAGUGACACAACCUCCAAAGCUUUUCUGUUUGAGCCGUUUAAACCAAAUCCUUUUGCCGUUAGAUCUCAAAAUUCAGUUUCAGUUAAUGACAAAAUUGCCGAACCUUCUCCGUUUGCUCCCAAACAGCAAGAUUUAGUUACGACUAGUGACACGAACUCCAUAGCUGUUCAGAUUGCGCUGUUUGAACCAAAUCCCUUUGCCAUUAUCAUUAAAUCACAAGAUCCGUUUACGUCUAACGACAAGAUCGCCAAACCUUCUUCAUCUGAGCCGUUUUUCAACCCAUUUGUCCCAAAACAGCAGGAUUUAGUUACUCCUAAUGACACAAAUUCAACAAAUUCUUCUAUGACUGCACAGCCUACCUCAGUAUCACUAUCAGAUCCUUGGCCUUUUACUAGUCAAUUUGAAAACCCGAUUCAAGCAUCACGAGCUUCAGACGGCUUCACAAUGGCGAAAGAGGUUUGUUGUCAGAACAUCAAUGGACAGCAGCUCAAUCUACUGUCAAGUACUGUGGGCCAGCAGUCAGUACAUGCAGUGACUCCCUUUUCCAUGAUCUCUCCAACUGAUCAACCCAGAGACAACGGAAUAUCAAGUUUACCUGCCUCAAACUGUCUUUCGUCCAAGAAAAACAAUCUCUCGACCAACCGAAGUGCAUCGCUAUUGAGAGUCCGACACGUGUCCUUGAGAAAAAGCUCGUUGCCUGCCUCGAGACUUAUUUGCACGAGAAGUGACCCCAAGGUGACCAAUCUACUGAGCAAGGCUUGUGAGAAAGAAGAUACUCCCAUUUCAUUCACCGAAAAAACCGAAGCCUACAUAUUAUCGUUAAUGCCAAACCUCCCAUACGGAGAGGACUACUAUACUCAGCCAUCAUUGACCGAAAUAGCCUCAAAGGAAAAGGACGAACCCGGAAGCUGCACUCGUGUGGAAGGCUUUGUUUUCGGGAGGACUGGAUUUGGAAGCAUUAGAUUCUUUGGACAAACGAAUGUCAGGAAUCUCGAUCUUGGGUCGAUUGUCCAAUUCAAUAAACGUGAAGUGAUUGUGUAUGGAGAUAACAACAAGAAGCCACCAGUGGGGCAGGGCUUGAACAAGCCUGCUGAGGUCACUCUGCUUAAGAUCAAAUGCACGAGCAAGAAAACGGGCAAAGAGUAUGUGGAUGGGCCACAGGUAAAGAGUUAUAGGGAGAUGCUGGUGAAGAUGGCUAGGGAACAAGGGGCCGAGUUUGUCUCGUAUGAUCCGGUUGAAGGGGAGUGGAAAUUCAGGGUGCAGAGUUUUUAG
Messenger RNA from Striga asiatica, 2537 nucleotides. NCBI's taxonomy places the organism in Eukaryota, Viridiplantae, Streptophyta, Magnoliopsida, Lamiales, Orobanchaceae. The record is from the annotation of a GenBank genome assembly.